This is a messenger RNA of Pediculus humanus corporis (human body louse), 480 nucleotides long. RefSeq lists its product as uncharacterized. The record is from RefSeq and is a predicted model, not a curated record. The transcript has 2 exons. The coding region runs from base 1 to 480 and encodes 159 amino acids. NCBI's taxonomy places the organism in Eukaryota, Metazoa, Arthropoda, Insecta, Psocodea, Pediculidae.
AUGGUCGGAAAAUUAUCACACAACAGAAUAAAAACAAACGAAGAAUCCUAUAGGUGUUUCGUAUACGAAAGAGUUCAAACUCACGAUAGGAAAGUUUCGUAUAAUGUUGCACAAAGUGGAGAUGCCACGUGUAACGGUCUACCUUCCGCUUUGGAAGGUUCAAAGGUCAUGAGAUUAACAAAAGGUAAUAUACGUUCCGUAACUUUGCCUUAUACGUCAGGCAUAAGAAAACCAAACUCGGCGGAAAUGCGGGUGGUUUGUCAUUCUGAAGUUAAGACUGAACCUCAAUAUUCAAUUGUUAUCGCUCACGUGACAAACGGCUGUGAUAGCGGUUACAUUUGUUUGGGUUUUUACCGUCGCGACAGCACAGUCAUCGAAUUACAACAAUCGACAAAUCUCGUACAGGUUCCCGACGAAGCCUGCAAUCAGAAUAAUUUCGAUCCGUCAAAAUUACCGUUCAUCACUUUAAUAAGUAAGUAA